Fonsecaea monophora is the source of this 1317-nucleotide messenger RNA. RefSeq lists its product as hypothetical. The transcript has a single exon. Lineage: Eukaryota; Fungi; Ascomycota; Eurotiomycetes; Chaetothyriales; Herpotrichiellaceae. The record is from RefSeq and is a predicted model, not a curated record. Gene Ontology annotation, molecular function: metal ion binding; U6 snRNA binding; pre-mRNA binding. Bases 1 to 1317 code for a protein of 438 amino acids. Gene Ontology annotation, cellular component: Prp19 complex; U2-type catalytic step 1 spliceosome; U2-type catalytic step 2 spliceosome.
AUGGCUGAAGUCGUCCAGGCCCGCACGAGUCUCACUUCUCCCUCUCCCUCUCGAAAACGUUCAGCAUCUCCAGCCGACGCGGAGCUCGCCACCGACUCGACAAGCAACGCACUCACAAAGACGAAUAAUGAAUCGUCCCUAGCAUCCACCGAGGAGCCUCCAGCCAAGAAGACAAAACUAAUUCGUCGCAAGCGCCGGCCCGCGCGUCCCCAGGUCGACCCCUCGACGAUAAAAUCCGAACCUCCUCCGCAGACCGGGACGGUAUUUAAUAUCUGGUACAACAAGUGGUCCGGUGGUGAUCGGGAAGACGCGUACUUGUCUAACCAUGCCGCUCCCUCGCGGUGUAAUAUCCGCAACGACUCCGGGUGGACGGCCGCGGACAGGACGCCGGGGAGCUAUUUCUGCCUGUUCUUCGCCAGAGGACUGUGUCCCAAAGGCCACGAAUGCCAGUACCUGCAUCGCCUACCCACUAUAUACGAUGUCUUCAAUCCGAACGUUGACUGCUUCGGGCGGGACAAACACAGCGACUAUCGGGACGACAUGGGUGGCGUGGGCAGUUUCAUGAGACAGAAUCGCACACUCUACGUUGGGCGGAUACACGUGUCGGACGACAUUGAGGAAGUGGUGGCGCGACAUUUUCAGGAGUGGGGAGAGAUCGAACGUAUCCGUGUCCUAACAGGUCGUGGCGUCGCUUUCGUCACGUACGUCAACGAGGCGAACAGCCAGUUCGCAAAAGAGGCAAUGGCACACCAAGCACUGGACCACAAUGAGAUAUUGAACGUGCGCUGGGCCACCGUGGAUCCGAACCCACUCAGUCAGAAGAGAGAAGCGGCCAGGAUUGAAGAGCAAGCUGCGGAGGCUGUCCGCCGGGCGCUGGGUGAGAGAACCGUCAGGGAAAUCGAAGGACGUGAGACCAGAGAGGAGAGGGACCAGAGGCGCAUCGAGAGCAGCUACGGUCUGGAAGGGUACGAGGCACCGGAGGAGAUCUGGUUCACGCAGCAGCAGCAGCAGCAAAAGGAGCUGGAGGGGCAGAAGUUGGGCGAGAGAGGGCUGCUCGAGGCUCCUCCUGCUCCGAACCACGGCGCCGAACACGAAGCAUCGACACACGAAAGAACCGAAGCUCCGAAAGAUUCUCCCUCACAAGCAGGCCAGCAGAGCAGCAACGAUCAAGCCACCGUGAAUAAUGGCAUCUUGUCCGGCUCAACCCUGGCCGCCCUCAAGGGAUAUACCUCCAAUGCAGGGCGCGGAGAGGUAUCAAAGCCUGCCCCAUCAGCCGGACCUCUCGUCGCGUACGGCAGCGAUGACGAUGAAGAAUGA